UAUAUGCUGCGAAGGGGAUGGUAUCGAUUGUUACCUCCCCGCCUCUCCCAUCGUUCUCCUCCGCUCAUUAGACUAAUGGCUGAUACCACGAUCGCGUCUGGGACAUCCACCCCUGAAAAUGGUGCUCCAAACCCGAAUUCGAAGAGCGCAGCAAAGAAAGAAGCCAAACGAUUAGAGAAGGAGGCAAAACUUGCUGCGAAGGCUGCAAAAGUCAACGCUUCAGCCGCCGGAUCCGAGAAGAAACAGAAGGAGAAAAAGGAGAAGAAAGAUGAAGAAGCUCCAUUCGUGAACACCACGCCGAAGGGCCACAAGAAAGAUAUGAUGCAGCCCAUGGCUAGCGGAUACGAUCCCAUCGCUAUCGAAUCCGCGUGGUACGACUGGUGGGAAGCCCAAGGCUUCUUCCUACCUCAAACGCAAGCAGACGGUUCACCAAAAUCUGAAGGCUCCUUCAUUAUACCUGCACCUCCACCAAACGUUACCGGAAGCUUGCACAUCGGACACGCACUUACCGUAGCUAUUCAAGAUACGCUCAUUAGAUGGAAUCGUAUGCUUGGAAAAACGACGCUGUUCGUACCAGGUUUCGACCAUGCUGGUAUUUCGACGCAGUCCGUUGUAGAAAAGCGAUUGUACAAGACGUCGGGACGAACAAGGCAUGAUCUUGGGCGCGAAGCGUUCUUAGAAACUGUCUGGGCUUGGAAGAACGAUUAUCAAACUCGAAUCACGAGCCAGCUAAAAAGACUGGGAGGGAGUUACGAUUGGAGUCGUGUAGCAUUCACAAUGGAUGAUAACCUAUCUCGAGCUGUCGUCGAAACGUUCUGUAGAUUACGUGAAGAAGGUAUUAUCUACCGAGCGAAUCGUCUCGUAAACUGGUGUGUUCGUCUGAACACGACGCUUUCCAACCUCGAAGUCGAGCAAAAGCAGUUAACGGGUAGAACUCUUUUGAAUAUUCCUGGAUAUGGUCCGACGGAGAAAUUUGAAUUUGGUGUCAUCACCUCGUUUGCGUAUCCCAUUGAAGGAUCGGAUGAGAAGAUUAUCGUUGCUACUACUCGUCCUGAGACGAUGCUUGGUGAUACGGCUGUUGCUGUGCACCCGGACGAUCCACGAUACAAGCAUCUACACGGCAAAUUCGCUCGCCAUCCCUUCAUCGACCGACGUCUACCCAUCGUCACAGACGCCGAGGCAGUCGACAUGGAAUUCGGAACCGGUGCAGUCAAGAUCACACCUGCACACGACCCAAACGACUACGAAGUUGGUAAACGACACAACCUCGAAUUCAUCAACAUCAUGAACGACGACGGCACCUUUAAUUUAAAUGCUGGUGAGCGCUUCGCGGGGAUGAAACGUUUCCAUGCACGUGUGGAAGUCGUCAAAUCUUUGAAAGCUGCUGGGUUGUACAUUGAGACGAAAGACAAUCCGAUGCAAAUCCCGAUAUGCUCGAAGUCGGGAGAUGUGAUCGAACCCGUGUUGAAAGCGCAGUGGUGGGUUAACUGCAAGCCGCUCGCGGAAGAGGCUGUGAAACGGACUAGAGCGGGCGAACUCACGAUUAACCCGAAGACAUCGGAAGCAGAGUGGUAUCGCUGGUUAGAUGGUAUCCAAGACUGGUGUAUCUCACGCCAACUUUGGUGGGGACAUCGUUGUCCGGCGUACUUCGUACGUAUCGAGAGCCAGGAGCAGGAUCGUUCAGACGACAAGAACUGGGUCGUGGGCCGCACGUUGGAAGAAGCUACUGAACGAGCUACCAAGCUUGCUGGGGUUGCCAAGUUCGUUCUAGAGCAAGAUGAAGAUGUGCUUGAUACAUGGUUCUCCUCUGGUCUAUGGCCUUUCUCCAUCUUAGGCUGGCCCUCGGAGACUGCAGAUAUCAAACACUACUAUCCAUCUUCAAUGCUCGAGACGGGAUGGGAUAUCAUUUUCUUCUGGGUAGCACGAAUGGUUCUCCUCGGUAUCAAACUCACUGGACGCAUGCCAUUCAAAGAGGUCUUCUGCCAUGCUAUGAUUCGCGAUGCUCACGGACGUAAAAUGAGCAAGUCCCUCGGGAAUGUUAUUGACCCGGUUGAUGUCAUCCAAGGUGUCUCACUCGAGAAGUUACACGAAAUGCUUCUAGAGGGUAACCUCGAUGAGAAGGAAAUCGCGAAGGCGAAGCAGGGACAGAAGAAAGACUUCCCGAAGGGUAUCCCGCAGUGCGGUACAGACGCUCUGCGAUUCGCAUUAUGUGCAUAUACCAGUGGUGGUCGUGAUAUCAAUUUGGAAAUUCUGCGUGUUGAGGGGUACAGGAAGUUCUGUAACAAGAUCUUCAAUGCAACGAAGUUCGCGAUGCUCAAGUUGGAUGAGACUUUCGUUCCGGAACCUUUACCCAAGCCGACUGGAAAGGAAAGCCUAGUUGAGAAAUGGAUUUUCCACAAGCUCAACAUUGCAGCAGAGGAUGUUAACAAGCAUCUCACUGAUCGCAACUUCAUGGCUGCAACUACUGCAGUCUACAACUUCUGGCUCUACGAAUUGUGUGACGUCUAUAUAGAAGCAAUGAAACCCAUGACCGACGACAGCGCAGCUCUAGAAACUCGUCGCUCGGCGCAAAAUACACUUUAUACCUGUCUAGAUUAUGGUCUCCGACUGUUACAUUCCUUCAUGCCCUUCGUCACCGAAGAACUCUGGCAACGUCUGCCGAGGCGGCCGAAUGACCCUACUCCAUCCAUCAUGGUCUCCUCCUUCCCGGUCUUUGAUAAGGCGUUUGUGUUUGACAAGGGAGAAAAGGACUUCGACCUCGUCUUCAGUUCCAUCCGAACAGGCCGAUCGCUUGCGGCGCAGUAUAAUAUCCAGAGCGACAUCAAAUUAUUCAUUCUCGCUCAGACUGACGACGAGACGAAGCUCUUCGAAACACAAAUCCCAACGAUCAUCACGCUUACUAAAGGCUGCAAAGGCGCACAGGUCGUUCGGAACGUGAAUGACAUCCCUGCAGGAUGCGGCUCGGCCGUACUAACACCUACAGUUGCUGUGCAUCUUCUCGUCCGAGGUCUUGUGGAUCUAGACGCAGAGAUCGCGAAAUGCGACAAGAAACUCGACCUGGCGACUCUCGCCGCCGAUAAGAUCCGAAAGAUCAUUGCAGUCCCCGACUACGAGUCCACUGUACCCGAAAACGUCCGUGCUGCGAAUGCGGAGAAGCUGAAGACGUACGAGGCGGAGAUCGAGACUCUGAGGCUUUCGAAGGAGUCAUUCGCGAAGUUGAAGUGAGACGUAACGGGGAUUAGAUUGUUUAGGAUUUGUGGUAGACAAGGACGUCAGCGAUGCAUGUACGUAUAAGGUGAUCUUUAGACGAAUAUUGGAUGUGGUUGUUAGGCACAUUCAAUUUGUGC
Molecule: messenger RNA, 3347 nt
Organism: Fomitiporia mediterranea MF3/22
Lineage: Eukaryota; Fungi; Basidiomycota; Agaricomycetes; Hymenochaetales; Hymenochaetaceae
Exons: 10
Coding region: 4-3225 (1073 amino acids)
Biological process (GO): valyl-tRNA aminoacylation
Cellular component (GO): cytosol
Molecular function (GO): valine-tRNA ligase activity; aminoacyl-tRNA deacylase activity; ATP binding
Source: RefSeq, a predicted model, not a curated record